Molecule: messenger RNA, 3878 nt
Organism: Limanda limanda (common dab)
Lineage: Eukaryota; Metazoa; Chordata; Actinopteri; Pleuronectiformes; Pleuronectidae
Gene: clcc1
Product: chloride channel CLIC-like 1
Exons: 10
Coding region: 166-1875 (569 amino acids)
Cellular component (GO): endoplasmic reticulum; membrane
Molecular function (GO): chloride channel activity
Source: RefSeq, a predicted model, not a curated record
CCCUGACGUGUGGCGCUCACUUGUAGUUGUAACGAUGAACAGUUGUUGUGAACAGCAGGUGGACAGUUACUUUACAAUAACGUGCGUUUGUGAGUCAGUGUUUCAUUUUUAGCUUAAUUUAAUCUUUCUCUCGGAAUCUUUCACGCGGAUGUAGCGGGAGUCAGGAUGCUGCUCCCUCUGCUGGUGGUUAGCCUGGUUCUGGUCUCUGUCGUGGGGCAGCAGGCAAACAAUGACUGGGUCGACCCGUAUGAUAUGCUCCACUACGACUCAACCACCAAGACCAUGAGGAAGCCCACUGAGCCAGCUCACUAUGAUAACGUGGCAACCAAGAGAAGAGAGUACACAGAGGACCCCAGCCAGGCCGAGCUGGAGACGUUCACAAGUCAAGUAGUGGAUCUACAGAAGAAGAUUGAAGAACAAAAGAAGAAGAUCGCACUCCUCUCAGGUCAGCCAACAUGCAACCCAGUCUUCAAGAGAUUCCUAACCAGGCUCCUGAAGGAAAUGCAAAAAGUUGGUUUGCCCACUGACUCCUCAGAGGCUUUCUAUGAUGCGAAAGUUGGAGUUUCUCAUCAAGCCAUCACAGAAAUUCAGAAACUUCUGGAUGGUGACGGGAGCUUCACAACUGGUACUCUUGACUCUGCUGUCAGUCAGAUACUAGUGGAUCUUAGACGACACGACUAUGAGGCCUGGAAGUGGCGUUUUGAGGACAGUUUUGGCGUGGAGCUGGAGACACUAUUGAAGAUCGGGCUGUGUGUUCUGGUCAUGAUGGCCAUCAUCUGCACGCAGCUGUGGUCGACCGUGUCCUGGUUUGUGCAGUUCACUCGACUCUUUGCUGUCUGCUUUGCUGUCAGUAUUGUCUGGAACUGGUUUUACCUGUAUAAGAUCGCCUUUGCUGAGCGCCAAAACAACCUGGCGAAGAUGGACAGUGUAAAUGAUAAGUGCACCGGCAUGAAGAAAAUUUACUGGAGCGAUAGUUUGAAAGAGUGGUACAGAAGCACCUGGACUCUUCAGGACGACCCCUGUAAGAGUUACUAUGAACACCUCAUUGUCGACCCCAUUCUGCUGGUACCUCCAACCAAGGCGAUCUCCAUUACCAUCACAACUUUCAUCACAGAGCCAAUGAAGCACAUUGGCCAGGGGAUCAGUGAGUUUCUUCGGGCCCUCCUCAAAGAUCUACCGGUUACCCUGCAGAUCCCUGUUCUCCUCACAAUUGUUCUAAUCAUUGUGGUAUUCGUGUAUGUCAGUGUGCAGGCAGCCUUCCUGCAUGGCAUCACUGCACCUCUACGCAGACGGGGUCCACCUCCUCCUGGGCUCCAACAACCACAACAGCAGCCUCAGGUUCAAAUCCAGGGGGUCGCGGACCUUGACCCCUUAGCAGGCAGGGAUACACACCAGCAAGGUCCAAGGCAGCAAGCCGAUGAUGACAGGGCACACAGGAAUCCGGUUCGUCAGCGGCAUUCCAACAGCACCAGGGAGAAGAAGGCCCGGGUGGUUGUGGAGACACUGCAAUAUGCUGCCCGCAGUGAGGAUGAGACAGACAAUGAGCAACAGGAGGGAAGACCUGAGGCGGAGCAGAAUCUGACCGAGGAGUCAGAUGCAGAAAACCAAGUGGAGAACAAAGAGGAGCUCGAAGAAGCAGGUGCAAACAGUGUUGCUGCUCACACAGCCCAAGCAAAAUCCAAAACCACGCCCAAGGCCAAACCUAGGACUGUGAGUGAGAAUCGUUCCCAGGACCAACACAGUGGAGACGAUGCGGCACCCAGAUCUUCGCCGGCAGGAAAUCCGCCUUCACAUACUGAUGUCAAGGGGAGUUCUUCCAAAAAAAACAAAAAACCUCUUAAUAUCACACUGGAGACAUAUGAUAGUGUUUCUUAACUGUGACUAACGCCAUAUUUGUUUUUUUUUAAUGCUUCAGCAUCCCAUAUUCACUAAAGGGAUGGAGUAUAUUUACAUGCUUCAUACAUUGGUAAAUGAGUAUUUAUUUACUAGAUCAAGGAUUUUUGUCCGGUGGUUUUACUUGUUGGUUUGGUGAUAGCUGUUCUAGCUUGUGUUGUUCUGUUAGUAAACUGUGAACACUGUGUAUAAACUAUGGGCUCUGUAACCAGAGAUGUUUCUCCUUUCCUUUUUCCUCAUCAGUAUAGUUGUAACAAGUAACAGAGAAUUUGAAUUCCAGUGCCUGUGAGUAAAUUGAAGUUAUCAUUUAGUUUUUAGAAUUCUAUCACCAUUUAUGGACCUGUGGUUGAAGCAAAUGAUACAUAAUACGAUACUACAAUAAAGUUAUGUCAGACAGUGUCAUACAUGUUGGAAAUCAAACCAGUAAGAUGCUUCAUUGCUAAAAACCAAUCAUUAUAUUUACUCAGUAAAAUGUAAAUAACCUAAUGUAUCUCACUCAUACUUCCUGGUCGAUAAAAACUUUAACGUUAUUUAUUUCUCCACUGCAGGACCUUGAGGCCUCAGCAGAAAACGUGACCUCCUCUGUGACACACGUUGAAACUCUGGGAGUUCCAGUUCAGGAGUCGUGCCCAGUGCCUGAGGAGUAGACAUUCACAUUAGCGGAAGUAGCAAGAUGUGUAUCAUCUGUGUUUAGUGACAGACAGUAUUGAAAUGUGCAGCAGCAACAUUUUGAAGACUAGCCAAUGUGGAACCACACCAGUAGUAAUCACCUAACUUUACCUUGCUGAUGUACAGUCAACGAAAUGGGCCUUUCCUUGAGAUGGAGCACCAACACGGUUUUGGUGAAUCUUCUUUUUAUUUAAUGAUGAUUUUGACAAAGUUCCUCAGUCAGGGUGGCGGGCAGAUUAGUGUGUGUCUCAUCUGUCUCACUGCUAGUUUUUUCUAAUUUGAAUUUAAAGAUAACAAAGGGUCACAUGAAACCUGGCGGUGCAAUCAGCGCAUAAUGAGUUUAAUCUGAGAUAUUUUUGUUGUCAUUCAUUGUUUUGCUGAAUUAAGUUUUGCUGAGCAGCCCUGAUACCUUUUGUAGUUUUCUGUGACAAACUGCGUGUGCAAAGCUUAGACUGUAGAUAAAGAUGGAAGACAUGAUGUCCUUCCACUGAAGAAAAAUUAAGCUAAAAUACCCUGGAUACAGCCGCCGCCAUCUUGUGCUUUCGGUGUGCUUUGGAGUUAGUCUGUGUUUUCCAGGUCCCACUGAUACACACUCGACCAAAUCCUGAGUCAGUCUUAGUUGUCAAUCUUGAGGUGUCCUCCUCUUUGUAUAGCUUCCAUCUUUAUACACAGUCAAAGUGUGAGAGGAUUGCUUAUUGCUCUUUGUUGCAUGUUCUGAAUUUGUUUUAAUAAGGUAUAAUGCAUCGUGUGAUGCAACUUGGUGAAAACUGGGAAGAAAUUGCACAGAUGAGAAGGGAGCUUUGUUUUUUUUUUCUUGUGCUGGAAAUAUUUGAGUUCUAUCUGUGCCAUUACAAUACAGAACAUAUCAGUGGUGUUUCCCUUAGUGUUCAGGUUAAAGUCAGUUUACAGCAACUUGUGUGCAACACGUGUUCUUUCAGUUUUUAUGUCCUCUGUCACAAAAUACACAAAAAAAAUAAAUGAAAGUCUAUGAAAACCAUACAGCAGCUGCAAGUGACAGUUCAUUUAAAUCAGAAUAUACAUAUAUCAAAUUAUUCUUUUGGCAUGUAUGAAGUAAAGGGAAACAUCUUGAAUGCAGAGUAACAUCUGACCAACAGUGCUUCACAACCAACAGUUCAGAUCAGUUCAUUAAGGUCAUUAAGGCACAGAGACAGUUGGACUCUUUUAUUGUGUCACUGUUUAGAAGAGAAGAAGCUGAACACUAAAGAGUUUAUAUUUUUCAUGUUGAAUUUGCCGUAUUUGUCCCUGAUUUAGAAAUGAAAACUAUUUUGCAAUAUAAAAUAAUUACUAAAAACAAA